This is a messenger RNA of Boeremia exigua, 1435 nucleotides long. RefSeq names its product pectin lyase fold/virulence factor. Gene Ontology annotation, biological process: carbohydrate metabolic process. The record is from RefSeq and is a predicted model, not a curated record. The transcript has 2 exons. The coding region runs from base 20 to 1336 and encodes 438 amino acids. Gene Ontology annotation, molecular function: polygalacturonase activity. Lineage: Eukaryota; Fungi; Ascomycota; Dothideomycetes; Pleosporales; Didymellaceae.
UGCAGAUCACCCCAGAAACAUGAUUCGAAAAGUGUUAGUAACAGCGUCCCUUGUCAGCACGGGCAUUGCGGCCAUUUGCCAAGUGCCUGGCGGAACCAAUGAUGACUCUGCCGCUAUCAAAGCGGCCUUGACGUCGUGCAAUAACGGCGGGACAGUGGUGCUGGACAAAACAUACACCAUUGGCUCUCUCUUGCAGACCACAGAUCUCCACAACGUUGCCAUCGAAUUGACCGGCACUAUCAAUCUUUCAGCAGACGUCAGCUACUGGGCCUCGAAUGGAUUCCAGUUGAACUACCAGAAAGCGUAUACUGCAUGGACUAUUGGAGGUAGUAACAUCCAUAUCUACGGUGGAGGAACAUACUCAGGCAGUGGCGAUACUUGGUACAAUGCCGGCAAAACAGGUCCAAUCCCGUGGGUGAUCUACAAUGCGCAAAAUGUCCUUGUCGAGAAUAUCAAACAAACCCAAAGCCCAUUCUGGCACAACCUAGUCUACGGCUCCCACAACGUCACCUUCAACAACAUAAACCUGCAUUCCAUACAGUCGAGCGGCAAGCAAGCCCAGAACACCGACGGAUGGGACAUCUACCGCAGCGACACCGUCAACAUCCUCAACAGCAACAUCAUCAAUGGCGACGACUGCGUCAGCUUCAAACCCAACACCACCAACACACUCGUCCAAAACCUCUACUGCCAGGGCUCGCACGGCAUCUCUGUCGGCUCGCUGGGCCAGUACGCCGGCGUGCAAGACAUCAUCGCCAACAUCCUAGUCAAAAACGUAACAAUGGUCAACGCGGAGAACGGCGCACGCAUCAAAGCCUUCGGCGGCAGCGCGAGCGCCUCGUCCACCACCGGCGGCGGCAGCGGGUACGUGAAGAACAUUACCUUCCAGGACUUCACGGUGCAGAACGUCCAGCUCCCCGUCGUCAUCGACCAGUGCUACCAGACGGCCGCCGACACGUGCGCCAGCUACCCCUCGAAAGUCGCCAUCAGCGACGUGCACUACAUCAAUGUCAUGGGCACGGGGGCUAAGAGCAAGGAGGUUGUGUCGCUGGUGUGCAGUGAUGUGUGUCAGGACAUUACGGCGACGGGCACGCGGCUCGUGGGGACGAGCGGCAGUUCGCAGUAUUUUUGUGUCGACAUCGCGAGUACAGCCAGUCUGGACUUUCCGUGCAGUGCGGCCGGGGCGGUGGUUUCGGGCGCCUCGGUGUCGAAGACGAGUGCGGCGACGAAGACGAAGUCGAGUUCUUCGACGAAGAAUAAGACGAGUACGACGAAGACUAAGACGAGUACGACAAAGGCUAAGGCAGUUAGGGCUGAGGCAACGGCGUUGGCGUAAGCUUUAGAGGCUUUCGAAGAGGCAUCUCGCGCUUGUGUGAGAGGUCGCUGGCUUAGGGUUGUCGUAGUUAUAUAUUACAUCAAGCUCAUGUUGUACUUC